AUGUGGCGUCUUCAGCUUUUCCUUUUGCUAUCCACCUGCUGCCUCAUACCGCAUGAGGCCAAGCCGACCACACGUGCCACGCCCACUGUGGCAACGGGCCGCAGCAAUAAUAUUGGUCGCCUGGCAGCCAAGGAUCUGGCCGAUCUUCUGUUGGCCAGCAUGCAAGCCAGAGGUGUCAAGUUGACCACGCACCAGGAAUCAAUGGUGAAAUCACUGCAGGAUAUGGAAUCAUUGGAGCAACAAAGUGGUGCUGUUUUGCUACAGCUGGGCAUGGAUUUGAUCAUUGAUGUGCUGAUCGGCAGCAGCUCGGAUGCCAGCUGUGAUCGUGUCAUCAAGGAUAUUAAGCACUCCAAGGAUAACAAUAUUCUGACACUCAGUCUCAAGUCCUUCCUCGCUCUGUGCAACUUCAACAACAUCGAGUGCUCACAGAAACAGGUGGUGCAGAUCAUCAAGAGCACCGCUGCCUUCAAGCAGGCUAAUUCGACCAUUGAAGGCAGUCGGAGCACCCGAACAGCCCUACAACAGAGCGGUAAAUCGUCUUCUGGCAAAGGAGAUCGCGAGAGCAUGGUUCAGUUCCUGCAGGCGAGAAAUCUAAAGGAACUCACUACCAUUUGCAGUUCCUUGUUGCAAAUGUGCGGUGCAUCUUCCAUUGAAUCGCAGAACAUUAUCCAGAAUCUAGUUGAGAUGGGACCUCAGGACAAUACAAAGAGUGCCGCCAUCAGUGUACUGCAGGUGAAUGCCUUCAGCACGCUGAUUCUCUCGCUGAUGGACAGUAUGUCAUCAAUUUCCUAUGGCAAUGAAAGUGGAUUCUGUGCUGCAACUCCGGAAUGCUGGAUGGUGCGUCUUUUGAAUAUGGGUGUGGAAAAGGUCGUUAUUUUGGGACUGUUGACCGCACUUGAUCGCUCGGCACCUACAUCACCCAACUCAUUGAUACAACAAGGCAAGGCAGCAGCUAAUUUGGUCGAUGCUGAUGUACCACUCAAAAAGGGCGCUCAUACAUCUAAACGUCAAACUGGCACCUUCGUUGGAAAUCAACGAACAUCCGGUUCUAAAGACGGUAUCAACGGAAACGGCAAUACCAUAAACAAGGUAGUCGAUGCAGAUAUUCCAGUAGUAGCGAAUGUUGUGGGUCUUAAUGCAAUAAAGGGCUUGGUUGGAGGUGGUUCAAGCGGUAGUUCAAGAGGUACCUCUGGCGGUAGUUCAGGAGGUACCUCUGGCGGAAGACCAGGUGGACACAAUACGGGAGCCUUUGUUGGCAACAGCGUCUUCACCGGUUCUAAAGACGGUAUCAACGGAAACGGCAAUACCAUAAACACGCUAGUCGGUGCAGAUAUUCCUGUAGUAGCAAAUGUUGCGGCUCUUAAUGUAAUAAAGGGCUUGGUUGGAGGUGGUUCAAGCGGUAGUUCAGGAGGUACCUCUGGCGGUAGCUCUGGCGGUAGUUCCGGAGGUACCUCUGGCAGAAGACCAGGUGGACACAAUACGGGAGCCUUUGUUGGCAACAGCGUCUUCACCGGUUCUAAAGACGGUAUCAACGGAAACGGCAAUACCAUAAACAAGGUUGUCGAUGCAGAUAUUCCAGUAGUAGCAAAUGUUGUGGGUCUUAAUGCAAUAAAGGGCUUGGUUGGAGGUGGUUCAAGCGGUAGUUCAGGAGGUACCUCUGGCGGUAGCUCUGGCGGUACCUCUGGAGGUACCUCUGGCGGUAGCUCUGGCGGUAGUUCCGGAAGUAGCUCCGGCGGAAGACCAGGUGGACACAAUACGGGAGCCUUUGUUGGCAACAACGUCUUCACCGGUUCUAAAGACGGUAUCACGGGAAACGACAAUACCAUAAACACGCUAGUCGGUCUUGAUCUUCCAGUAAAUUUAAAUGCUGUGGCUCUUAACGUAGUAAAGGGUGUGGUCGGAGGCAGUAGUCCCGAUCCAAAUGAUGUGGUUCAUGUGGUUGAUGAGCAAGGAAAUCAACUGCUGAGCAUUGCGCAUGAUUUUGGUCCAAACGGUGGUAAUACUGGCACCUCUGUGGGCAAUACAGCUACAACGGGUCCCAGGCAACUAGUAAUGGGAAACAACAAUAAUAUUAACAGGCUGAUCAACGUAAACGCCGAUGUGGUGCCUAAUUUGAAUCUGGCCAAUGCGAUCAGAGGUAGCGGUGGUGUCUGCAUCGGAAACAAAGUCAAGACUGGACCAAAAACUCAAAUCGUAGGCGAUAAUAAUACUGUAAACACAGGCGUCGAUAUCGAUCUGAAAACGUUACUCAAUCUGAGUGCGUUGAGUAGCAUUAUUGGCACGGUGGGUAAUGAUUGUAUACCUGAGACGGAAACACCGCAACCACCGACACCGGAGCCACCCACUGAGGAACCACCUACACCACAACCACCUACACCACAACCACCUACACCACAACCACCAACACCACAACCACCUACACCACAACCACCUACACCACAACCACCAACGCCUUAUCCACCUACCCCAACUCCACCAACUCCCACACCACCCACCCCUAGUCCACCCACCCCCAAUCCCAACAAUUGCUAUCGUCGCUACUGUCGCAAGUGGAGAACUCGCCCCAGUUAUCUGUGCUACAAGAACUGCGGCGGAUCCUACGUCUACAGACCCUAAAAAAAAGAUGAGACAAAGAGAAGUAGGAGUAACAAACAGAAGUAAAUAGACUUCCACAGCGAAAUCUAUAACCUACUUUGAUGUUACGUGAAUUGUUUUUCCAAAUAGAGCUUCAUUCCGAGAGAAAGCUCGUCAUACACCUGUUAUUUUAUAUUGCAAAGUUGCACCUAUUUAUUUUGCCUAAUUUCUAAGUGAACUUCUUUCAAUUUACUUGAUGUAUUGAAAUACAACUGAAUUAUUUAUUAUAAA
This is a messenger RNA of Drosophila innubila, 2865 nucleotides long. Its product is annotated as apomucin. The record is from RefSeq and is a predicted model, not a curated record. The transcript is spliced from 12 exons. The coding region runs from base 1 to 2616 and encodes 871 amino acids. NCBI's taxonomy places the organism in Eukaryota, Metazoa, Arthropoda, Insecta, Diptera, Drosophilidae.